This is a messenger RNA of Suhomyces tanzawaensis NRRL Y-17324, 1430 nucleotides long. RefSeq names its product pseudouridine synthase. The record is from RefSeq and is a predicted model, not a curated record. NCBI's taxonomy places the organism in Eukaryota, Fungi, Ascomycota, Pichiomycetes, Serinales, Debaryomycetaceae. Gene Ontology annotation, cellular component: nucleus; cytoplasm. Gene Ontology annotation, molecular function: RNA binding; pseudouridine synthase activity. The coding region runs from base 71 to 1321 and encodes 416 amino acids. The transcript has a single exon. Gene Ontology annotation, biological process: tRNA pseudouridine synthesis; mRNA pseudouridine synthesis.
UACCUAGGUACAUGGACCCCAUGUGCAUAUGUUAAGAUUCUCGUCGAUGUUAAAAAGAAGCUUCUCUACCAUGAAAGAAGUCCCCGAUUAUUCGCUGUGGACAAAGGAACAACUCAUCAAAAAAAUCAAAGAAUUGGAAAAUGUUCCCACACCCAAGGCCGUCAAGAAACAAAAGCCCUUUGACUUCUCCAAGCACAAUACCCGGUUUGUGGCGUUGAAAUUUGCAUACUUGGGGUGGAAUUACUCAGGGUUGGCCUACCAGUUCGAGCCUACACCCAAGCCCACUAUUGAAUCCGAGUUGUUGAACGCAAUGGUGACUGCCAAAUUGAUUGAAGAUGUCGAUCCUUCCGCUUGUAAGUUCAGCAGAUGUGGCAGAACAGACAAGGGAGUCAGUGCAAUGAACCAGGUUAUCUCGUUGAGACUCAGGUCAGCCUUGACUGACGAGGAACAGUUGUUGGAAGAAAAUGACGUCAAAGAACUCCCAUACAUAACCAUCUUGAACUCAUUGUUACCAUCGGACAUCAGAGUCACUGCCGUGUGCUUGAGACCACCCAAGGGGUUCGAUGCCAGAUUCAGUUGCAACUAUAGACACUACCGGUACCUCUUCAAGAAGGAUGAGUUGGAUCUCGAGUUGAUGAACGAUGCGGCCAAGCUCUACGAAGGUCUUCAUGAUUUCAGACAUUUUUGCAAGAUUGAUGGGUCUAAACAAAUAACUAAUUACAAGAGAAAUAUCCACAGUGCCAAGAUCGGCCAAUUAAACGAAAAGUACUACUACUUCGAUUUGAAGGGAAGUGCCUUUCUCUGGCAUCAGGUCAGAUGUAUGAUGGCCAUUCUCUUUCUUAUUGGACAGAAAUUGGAGCCUCCUAGCGUGAUCACCGACCUUUUAGAUGUUGAGAGAUUCGAAGGAAAGCCUCACUACGAGAUGGCCAACGAUAUUCCCUUGGUGCUAUACGACUGUUCAUACGACGAUUUACAAUGGAAAGUUCCACUCGACAUCGGGCACCAGAAUAAGCAUUUGAAGUGUUUCACCAACUUCAAGGGAAUUGCGCUUGACUACCAAGUAAAAUCGAAUAUUGUCACGAUCAUGGAGGAUAUUUUCCUCAAAGAUGCCGAUAAGCUUACCAACGCUCCAGGCUGCGGAAGCAUCAACGUUGGCAAUGGUAGUGGUAGAAACUUCACCAAGUAUGUCAAGGUGGAGGAUAAGGAGAAGGGUCAGUCGUACGAAGUGGUGAACGAGAAGCAUAAGGCAAAGAAGCAAAAGAAGAACCAGGCGGCCAAGCUAGCAGCCCAAGAGGAGAACCUGGAGGAGAAGUCGCAGUAACGGUGGAAGCUAGCUGAGCUGGCAGGAUGUACACCAAGCAAUACAUAGAAGCCAAUGGCAAAUAGACUGUAUUAAUACACGAAAGGAAAAAUGGUAUCUGAUUUGAAUU